AUGCGAAAGACCCCGUCACCACUGCUAGCAACGUCGGAUCGGACGAAAACUGCAAAUUUCUCGUUGAUAAGGAAUGCUCUGAGGCACAUGAAAGAAGGAAGUGCCAUCAUUAAAGCAACCUCGGUUUCCGCCUACGUCGGCAGUCCAGUGUUGCUGGACUACAUCUCAACCAAGGGAGCAAUUGUGGCUUUCACCAGGAGUCUAGCACUUCAGCUGUUGGAUAAAGGAAUUCGCGUCAAUGGCGUUGCCCCUGGAUCCGUCCGAGCUCGACUACAGCCGACAUCCAUGCCCGAGGACAUGGCUGCAAACUAA
Molecule: messenger RNA, 312 nt
Organism: Ilex paraguariensis (yerba mate)
Lineage: Eukaryota; Viridiplantae; Streptophyta; Magnoliopsida; Aquifoliales; Aquifoliaceae
Source: the annotation of a GenBank genome assembly